AUGGCGAGCGCAACAGGCAUUCCCCCGCGGCCACCGGCACGCGAGUCCAUCGUCGCGUCUGAGGCGGAACCACUUCUUGGGAAACCCGGGGACGCAGUCUUGCCCGCGGGAGCGAGUAUCAUGAGGACCCUUGUGAUUGGAACCGGCAUCCUCGCCCAGCUCGGCGUCAUCAUCCUCUGCGCCGACCUCUGGGCACACAUCUCCUCCAGCCCGCUCAUCUUCUUCUCCGGCCACCCAAUUGCCAUGUCCAUCGCCAAAUUCACGCUCACGCAGUCCGUCCUCGUCCAGCAGCCCAUCUCGGGCGACACGCCUGACCAGAAGCGCGUCGGCCAAUACGUCCACGCUGCACUCAACCUGCUCGCCUUUGCGGCCCUCGUUACGGGCAUCGUCUUCAUCGAAGUCAACAAGUUCCGCAGCGGCAGCCCGCAUUUCCACGUCGCCCAUGCCUUCCUGGGCGUGUCUACGCUCGCCCUGCUCGCCGGCCAGUACGUCGUCGGCUUCACCAUGUGGCUUACGCCGCGGCUGUACGGCGGCGAGGAACGGGCCAAGUCACUGUACAAGUACCACCGGUACGUGGGUUACUUUGUCCUGCUGAUGCUCUUGGCCACGGUCGUGAGCGCCAUAUUCACCGACUACGUGCAAUCGGUGUUGCGCCUUAGCUUCUGGACGACGUCUCUGGGCGCCGUCUUUGUUGUCAUGGGCGUGUUUCCGAGGAUCCAGAAGCAAAAGAUGGGACUCAGGCAUCCCCGCAACGAGCGCCCUGUCAAUGACUCUGACAGUGCGACUGAUUAA
Messenger RNA from Metarhizium album ARSEF 1941, 792 nucleotides. RefSeq names its product Cytochrome b561, eukaryote. Gene Ontology annotation, molecular function: transmembrane monodehydroascorbate reductase activity. Lineage: Eukaryota; Fungi; Ascomycota; Sordariomycetes; Hypocreales; Clavicipitaceae. The transcript has 2 exons. The coding region runs from base 1 to 792 and encodes 263 amino acids. The record is from RefSeq and is a predicted model, not a curated record.